Molecule: messenger RNA, 984 nt
Organism: Perca flavescens (yellow perch)
Lineage: Eukaryota; Metazoa; Chordata; Actinopteri; Perciformes; Percidae
Gene: mc4r
Product: melanocortin 4 receptor
Exons: 1
Coding region: 1-984 (327 amino acids)
Biological process (GO): G protein-coupled receptor signaling pathway
Cellular component (GO): membrane
Molecular function (GO): melanocortin receptor activity
Source: RefSeq, a predicted model, not a curated record
AUGAACAGCACAGAUCACCAUGGAUUAAUCCAAGGCUUCUAUAACAGGAGCCAAACCCCAGGCAUUUUGCCACUUAACAAAGACUUAUCAACCGAGGAGAAGGACUCGUCGGCAGGAUGCUACGAGCAGCUGCUGAUUUCCACGGAGGUUUUCCUCACUCUGGGCAUCAUCAGCCUGCUGGAGAACAUCCUGGUUGUUGCUGCUAUUGUCAAAAACAAGAACCUCCACUCGCCCAUGUACUUUUUCAUCUGUAGCCUCGCUGUAGCUGACAUGCUUGUCAGUGUCUCCAACGCCUCCGAGACUAUCGUCAUAGCGCUCAUCAACGGCGGCAACCUGACCAUCCCCGUCACGUUGAUCAAAAGCAUGGACAACGUGUUUGACUCCAUGAUCUGUAGCUCUCUGUUAGCGUCCAUCUGCAGCUUGCUGGCCAUCGCCAUCGAUCGCUACAUCACCAUCUUCUACGCGCUGCGAUACCACAACAUCGUCACCCUGCGAAGAGCAAUUUUGGUCAUCAGCAGCAUCUGGACGUGCUGCAUCGUGUCGGGCAUCCUGUUCAUCAUCUACUCCGAGAGCACCACCGUGCUCGUCUGCCUCAUCACCAUGUUCUUCACCAUGCUGGUGCUCAUGGCUUCGCUGUACGUCCACAUGUUCCUGCUGGCGCGCCUGCACAUGAAGCGCAUCGCUGCGCUGCCGGGCAACGCGCCCAUCCAUCAGCGAGCCAACAUGAAGGGCGCCAUCACCCUCACCAUCCUCCUCGGGGUGUUCGUGGUGUGCUGGGCGCCCUUUUUCCUCCACCUCAUCCUCAUGAUCACCUGCCCCAGGAACCCCUACUGCACCUGUUUCAUGUCCCACUUCAACAUGUACCUCAUCCUCAUCAUGUGCAACUCCGUCAUUGACCCCAUCAUCUACGCCUUUCGCAGCCAAGAAAUGAGGAAAACCUUCAAAGAGAUUUUCUGCUGCUCGCACGCUCUCUUGUGCGUGUGA